AUGACGGCCUCCGACGACGAAGAAAACGACAUCUUCGGUGCUCACCAGCUAGACUAUGUGCCGCCAGCGCCUAUCAAAUCAGCUGGGGUGGCGGAAGUAGAUUUUGAUGGCGUACUAUCGCCCCCACUGAAGGUUUACGAGGAUCUCAAGAAUGGAUGUGGUGGACAGCUGUGGCCAGCAGGCAUGGUGCUCGGCAAAUAUAUGCUCAGGAAGCACAAGGAUGACCUUGAGGGGAAGACGAUCGUCGAACUCGGCGCUGGAGGUGGGCUUGUUGGCCUAGCCGUAGCCGUUGGCUGUAAGGUAACCACAACCCUGCACAUCACCGACCAGGACGAGAUGUUCGAACUUAUGAAAAAGAACAUCGCUCUCAACGACCUCUCUUCGCGCGUCUCGGCUUCGUUAUACGACUGGGGCCAGCCAACACCGUCUGGACUGCCACAACACCCAGAUGUGGUUCUAGCAGCUGAUUGUGUCUACUUUGAACCCGCCUUUCCCUUGCUACAGCAAACGCUCAAAGACAUCAUUGGACCCAAUACAGUGUGCUACUUCUGCUUCAAGAGGAGGAGGAGAGCAGACUUGACGUUUAUGAAAACGGCAGGCAAGAUGUUUGAUGUGAAGGAGGUAGAUGAUGAUCCUGAUAGAGAGAUUUGGUCCAAGGAGAGACUUUUCCUAUACCGGAUAACGAAGAAGCAGGAACAGGCUUAA
Molecule: messenger RNA, 705 nt
Organism: Ascochyta rabiei
Lineage: Eukaryota; Fungi; Ascomycota; Dothideomycetes; Pleosporales; Didymellaceae
Product: Protein-lysine N-methyltransferase efm6
Exons: 4
Coding region: 1-705 (234 amino acids)
Source: RefSeq, a predicted model, not a curated record